Asterias rubens (European starfish) is the source of this 2001-nucleotide messenger RNA. Its product is annotated as UDP-glucuronosyltransferase 2C1-like. The record is from RefSeq and is a predicted model, not a curated record. The transcript has 6 exons. Bases 66 to 1724 code for a protein of 552 amino acids. Gene Ontology annotation, molecular function: UDP-glycosyltransferase activity. NCBI's taxonomy places the organism in Eukaryota, Metazoa, Echinodermata, Asteroidea, Forcipulatida, Asteriidae.
UUCAACAGCCAGCCACUACUCAAACGCUACCUUUGUGUUUCUUCUUCAGCCAAUUUCUCAUCACCAUGGCUAACUCCAGCCGGAAGCACCUUCAGUUUGCUAUAGUCCUCGCCUUCAUUGUUGUUUACGCAAACUCCAUGGAGACGGUACGUCCCCCAAAGAAGCUUAAGUUUCUAUUUUACACCGCCGCCGACGAAGGUAGCCACCACCUAACCAGUACCAAGAUUGCAGCUGCCCUUGUCCGAAGAGGUCAUGACGUCACGUUUCUGCUCAGCAACAGCUGUACAAAAUGGAUGAACGCCAGCGAUGCCUCCCUGUUUGACUUCACCGUGCAUAAGUCCAAGUUUACUGAGAACGACCGGGUGGAAAACUUACGAGAGUUAUCCCGUGCCAGUCUGCGUGGCGAUACGUCCAGUAUCUUCCGCAUAGUUUUAUACGUAUGGCGGAAGAAACUUACAUCCAACGAAAGUGCUACGCACGAAUUCUUCCCGACUGAAUGUGAAAGUCUCCUAGGGGAUAAUGAUACCAUAAACAGUCUAAGAGAAAAGAAAUUUGACAUGCUGAUCGGGGACGAUUUAAGCAGUUGCAACCCUCUACUCGCUAAGAUACUAGGCAUCAGAUUUUCUCUUAUUAGUGGGCUCGGUUCUAGUCCUGCUAAGGGAAUGUGGUAUGGUUUACCGAGCCAUCCAGCCUAUAUACCGGAGCGCCAAUCCGGUCUGACCGACAGGAUGACGUUCCUUCAGCGCCUGAAGAGUUGCUAUUUGUACGGCCUCCACAUGCUCGCCCGACGCCAAAUGUUGAUGACAUACCGUACAAUCCAAGAGGCUUAUGAUCUCAGUCCAGAGAAGAGCACGGCAGACAUGUUGGCCGAGGCGCAACUCUUGUUGUUCACAGUGUCCUUUGAACUCGACCUAGCCCGCCCUCUAACGCCGAAUGUUAUCUUCACUGCCUCGCCUAUGCUGGGUAUACCGUCGGAACAUAAGAUAUCAGAAGAUCUGCAAGAGUUUCUAGAUGGUGCUAACGAUGAGGGCGUCGUCCUCUUCUCGCUUGGGGGCGUUGUGAGCGAGAUGGAGUCUGCGCAAGCGCAGAUGUUUGCUAACGCAUUGGCCAGGCUACCACAGCGAGUGCUUUGGCAGUUUUCUGGUGACAAUUAUUCUCGAAUAAGAAUCGGAAAUAACACCAAAACCGUAACAUGGAUGCCACAGCAGGAGGUCAUGGGUCACCCACACACUAAAAUGUUUUUAAGCCACGGUGGUUUGAAUGGUCUAUACGAAGCGGCAUGGUACGGGUUACCAGUGGUUGGUAUCCCACUCUUUGGUGAUCAAUUCGACAACAUGGAACGGGCCGAAGUCAAAGGGAUGGCACUCAAGCUGGACAUCCUGACGUUGAAUGAAGAUGUUUUAGUUGAAGCUAUUACUGAAGUUAUCAAGGAACCGAGAUUUCGCGAGAGGGCACAACACAUUUCCCGAAUGCUCCGUGAUCAACACCUCAUUCCCUCUGAGAAAGCUGCGUUUUGGAUUAGUCACGUGACCAAAUAUGGCGGGGAGCAUCUUCGUCCGAGAUCAGCUGAUCUUACAUGGAUACAAAGUAAUCUCAUUGAUGUAUAUGCGUUUCUUGGCGCCAUUUUACUUGUAGUUUCGGGGUUGCUCUUUCUUGUUUGCAGGGUCUGCUUUGUGGUUUUACGUGACAUGUGUAAACGCCAGGAUAAGGUGAAAAUGACGUAGUCGAUCAGAUUAAAGUUCAUUUUCGCCAUUUUACUUGUAGUUUCGGGGUUGCUCUUUCUUGUUUGCAGGGUCUGAUUUGUGGUUUUACGUGACAUGUGUAAACGUCAGGAUAAGGUGAAAAUGACGUAUAGUCGAUCAGAUUAAAGUUCAUUUUGAACGCAUAAUGAGCUUCUUAUUCUAAAUCAUUAUUUAAGUUUUGUUGAUAAUCCGGGGAUACCGGGUGGUGGUAAUAAAAUGCACUGGCCAUUAUUGGUAAUUAGUUUAAAGGACACUAUUG